AUGCCAGCGGAGGCAUUCCAACAGCUCUAUCCUUUGUCGCCCUACGGAAUCGCUCUCGGUAACCCGGCUGCCUUCGGUCAACUCCAGAGUCUCUCUCAGGCGAUGACCAUGCCGGUACAACAGAAGGAGGGAUCUCGGGAGCUCAUAAUUACAGGUCCCGAAGGAUGCAAUUUGUUCAUCUACCAUCUCCCACAAGAGUUUGGAGACCAAGACCUGGCACAAAUGUUCAUGCCGUUCGGGACUGUUAUCAGCGCAAAAGUUUAUGUCGACCGUGCUACUAAUCAGAGCAAAUGCUUUGGUUUUGUGAGCUUCGAUAAUCAGGCCAGUGCGCACAGUGCAAUUCAAUCGAUGAACGGAUUCCAGAUUGGUAUGAAGCGAUUGAAGGUGCAAUUGAAGCGUUCGAAAAGUACGUUACAUUUCACGUUGUUUGCCUGUCCAUACUGUUUGUUGCACUCGGCUUCAGCGGAGAUGUGGACGUCCGUCAUCCAUCUCCUAACUUGA
Messenger RNA from Dibothriocephalus latus, 501 nucleotides. The record is from the annotation of a GenBank genome assembly. NCBI's taxonomy places the organism in Eukaryota, Metazoa, Platyhelminthes, Cestoda, Diphyllobothriidea, Diphyllobothriidae.